GAGGAAAGGUACAAAAAGAGAGACUUGGCUGGCGAGCGCGGAGCUCCUGCAACAGCGGGCGGAGAUCCUCGUCUUCGCUUGGCCAGCCUCGGUUUGGGGAGAGGAUCUGUUCCCCGCGCGUCUUAGAAAGCUGGAUGAAGAACUUUGCGUAAAGGAGCAAAGCGCAGCUCAUCUUCUCCCCUGAAGGGUUUCCCCCCCCCUCCAGGUCCCCCCCCCCCCCAGUUUGGAAAGCGAAGAGCAAACUGGCUCCAGCCAAACCUCCUUCGGCAGAUCCUCGGUGAGGGGGGAAAGGGGAAGAGUUCGUCGGAGCCGCGCAUCUCCCUCGCUCUCCCGGGAGAACAUGAACAGGGCAAGGCGAUUCUCGGCGGGAGCUUUCUCUGGCGCGUCCAUCUCGCUGCUGUGCGCCCUGCUUGGCCUCGCCGAUGCCAAAGGGACCUAUUACCGCCACCCCGUGCCCAUCCCUUACGGCAACCGAUACAACCUCUACACCUCAGGAUCGAGCCCCCAGCUCACGCCGGGAAAGCCCAUGGGGAAGCACAAGUAAGCGCUGCGCCUCCUUCCUCGCUCCUUCGGCUCACCGAGCUUCCUCGCGCUCCCUCCCUCCUUCCUUCCCUUCCUCUCUCUUUUCUUCUUCUCAAAAAAGACCCGGGUGGAGAGAAAGGAUGGCGAGGGUCUCUUCAUCCGAGGGACGUUCCUAGCACAGUGGCAUUACUGGCCAAUUGCACCCGGUUUGUGGCAGUUUCACCCACGGGGCAAUUCCUUGGAGGGAUAUACGUCUGGGUGUGUAUGCAUAGAUGUGCGCAAAGAUAGACAGAAACAGACAUAUGCAUGCCUAUAUAAAUAGAUAUCAUGAGAUAUGUCCAACGUUAGCCUUACUCAGAGUAGACCACUGAAAAUAGUGGGAAUGACUAAUAUAGACCUAUUAAUUUCAGUAGGUUUGCUCUAACUUAGUUGGAUACGACCUCCCACUCCCCACUUUAAGGCACAGCGAUGUGGGACAAAUGAUGGAAGUUGGUUGUUUCUGCCUCUUGGUGUAAAGACUCGAUCGAAAUGCUUUUUUCUUCUGGUCAGUCGCGUAUAUACCGUUGCCUUUCCCCCUCUCCCUCACACACCCCUUUCCAUUCUUCCUUCCACGAAAAGCGGAUCUGCCAAAAAUUCAUAUGGAUUUUAGCAUUCUGGAAUGCUCAGAGAAGGGGUGGGUCGGCGGGGAGAUACUGCGUUGAAUGGCGGGGAGGGUGCCCCUUUUCUGGAGAGUUUGCUUUGCACUGCUUUGCUUUCUGCGCAGGAGAGCUUCUUUUGCAAAGAAAAGGAAGGAUGCAAAUUGCAGGACUGAAGGAGAUGUUUCUCUCUCCCCAGCCGCGCCCUUCCACCCAUGCAUCCAUUUCCGAUGGUUUUUCUCUUCCUCUCUCGCACACAUACCGACAGCAAAGGGAGAUUUUCCGUUUGCACGCCGUGAAAACACCGGGCCGAGCACUUUGGCGUCUAACUGCAAGCCGCAGGUGGGGAAGGAUGGUUUCUCCAGCCAGCGCUGCCCCGUAACCUUUUGCCUGACUGGCUAAGGACCUCUCUCUUUCUCAGAAUUCCUCGGUCUGAAUUCAUCUCCUAGUUGGGUGGAGCCAGCCAAAGUUUGCACUGUGCUGGAGGAGGAGCGAGCGCGUUGGAGGGGGCAUUUAGCCGGGAUCAGGCCUCUCUGCCAAAGGCGGAGGGUAUCCAGGCGGUCAAAUCCAGGGGAGCAGCAAACCCUGAAUUGGACUUACUUUUUUAGAUAUGGGAACAAGAACAAGGGAAGAAUGCAUUUGUUUCCUGGCGUCGCGUCCCCCCCUUUACAGUGCUCAGAAUUCUUGGAAGGGGAAAAACGUGUUUCAAAUGUGCUUUAAACGUAUAGUGUGCACUCAGCCCUAGUCCUGAAGGAAGGUCCCAUUGAUUGUUUAAGCAGAAGUCACCAACGUGGUGCCCAUGGGCACCCAUGUGCCCUGAGAGCUUUCCCUGGUGCUCAUGGGGUCCCCUUCUGCCACUCCGUCUCCUGAUGAAAUAAGGCAUGAAAGCAGCAUUAUAGCAUAGCAAAUAGAAUCGGUUGUGCUUGGUUUCAGUGUAUCUGUGGCACCCACAACUAUUUCUCUGGUUUGCAGUGCCCCAAAGGUUGGUGAUUCUGGCCUUACAGUUACUAUAAGGGUAACUGAGUGAAGUCAUAGAUGGAGGACCAGUUCAAUUCAGUUGUUCAUAUUUAUCACAAUCAAUUUUAAACUGGAAAGUGCUUCAAAACUUCGUUGUUUUCCUCCUUUCAACUAUGUGAGGUACAACAUGAUGCUUCUCAUUUAAUGGGGAACUGAGAGCACUUUCAGGGCUGAGUGGAAUCAGAAGGAACAUGGAGUGGGGAGAGAUUUUCAGCCUAGCUUAAUAACCUACUGGUAGAUAUAGUCAAGAUUAAAUUGCAAGUGGCCGUUUAUUUUGGGAGCAUUUGCUGCUGUUGCUUUUUAUGCCACACAGUAACUUCAGCAGCAUUAUCUAUAUCUGGACAGGACAGUCGCACACUGUCAAAUCAAAUCAAAGGGGUUUCACAGAAUCAUCAGCCUGGAAAAGACUUUGGAGAUCAUUUAGCCUCCAGAUCAUUUAGGAGCUGUGAUGCAGUGUGCAAAGGUCACACCCCCAACAUACAUUUAAAGCACAUGGUUUCCCACUAAGAAUCUUGGGAACUGUAGUUUGGCCUCCCUCUCCAUAGAACUAUAAUUCCCAGCAGCACUCUUAACAGACUACAGAUCCUAUGAAUCUUUGUGGGGGAGUCAUGUGCCUUAAAUGUCCUCUAAAUGUAUGGUGUGGAUGUGACCUCAACAUCCCUGACAGGUGGCCACCCAGCUUCUACUUAAAAAUCUCUGGCAAAGGAGAUCCCAUCGCAUCCCGAGGCUGCCAGGUGUGUGCUCACAGAAAGCUGCCUUAUGCUGAGUUGGACCAUCAGUCCAUUUGCUCAGUAUUAUUGCAAUGGUGCUUCUCCCAGGUUUCAGACAGAAACCUGGCAAUGCUAGAAACUGAACCUGGGGCUUUCUACAGACAAAAAAGGCACUGUACAUUAUCGCUGGCAUGUAAGUCCAUGUAAUAAUUUAUAACAAUUGCUGCUCAUUGUGUAGAAAGCUUGGCAGAAGUGCUGGUAGUUCUGACCCAUAGUCACAAAGGGUCUGAAAUGGAGUUGGGGGAUAGCCCCCUGCUCUCCUUAAAUGUCCACUGAACAUCCUGCGAUGGAGGCUGAGAGAUAUGGACAGUAAGUUCUUUGAAGGAUAUGAAAUUGUGGUUUGGAAGAGGGCUGCUUCUCGCCUUCUUCUCUUCCUCUCCUCUCCCUCCCUCCCUCCCCCAUAGUACAUAGAAUAUGGGGUCACCCAAUGGCAAGGCAUUCACCAUGGAAGAAAGUUAGGCAAACUGCACAGAAUUAAUUUAUGGAAUUUCCUGCCCUGAGAUAUGGUGGUAGCUUAUAUGGCUUAAAGGGGGAUUAGAGAAAGCCAUGGAGGAUAGGCUAAUCAAUGAAUACCCGUGUGCAAAGGCAGCAUGUCAAUGGACACCAGUUGCUGCUGGCAACUGCAAGGCUUGGAGGGGAGGGGGCUGUGGGUUUCCUGGAAGUAUCUGCUUGGGCAGUGUGGGAAAUCGGUUGCUGACAUAGGUCUGAUGCAGCAGAGCUUUUCUUAAGUCUUGAGCAUGGAUGAAUGGAUGGAUGAAUAGUUGUGGGGGCUGUUAUGUGUGGAUGAGAGAGGGAAUAUGCAUUUGGAGUGGCCCACCUCACUGCUGGGGCUUGAUAAGAUCAGGAAUGAGAUUUCACCCCGAGACUUCUGAUUUUGAGUCUGUCCAUUAGACUGCAGUAGUGGUCACUGAGAGCGCACUUCCUCCCAGUGGUGUAGCGGCAAAUUCGGAAGUGCAGGGUCCAUUCAUGAUAGUCAACAGCCACACCCCUUCUGAGAGUAUACAGCCUAAGAUUAUACUCACUGCUAUUUUUAUAGAAAAAGCGGUGCUGGAACUCACCAUGAACGCCUCCCUUGUUCUUUUAUAAUGGCAAUGGCGCCCACCUGAGAGGUGCUGGAACUGAGUUCCGGCAAGUUCCGGCUGGAAAAAGCAGAAGCCCUGAUCAUGUCAUCAUUUUACAACAAUAAUAAUUGGGGAUGCAUUGCAACAAUGGGUUCAGAUCUCCAUAUGUUGCUUUUCAACUAGAUCUACUAUUUUCUGUGCAUAUAUGUGGGCAAAUAAUUUGGAGUGCUCUCAUAUCUUUCAGAAUGACUUAAGCUGUGCUUUCCUUGAAGUUCCAUUGUGCAUAACAGGACUUGCCCACCGUUCUCUUGAAACGGAAGCACCUUGUGUUUUCAGUGUUCCUGACUAUUUAGGUCCAGAGCAUAUCGUGGCUAAAAGGCUCCCCAUUAAUUUUUAUUAAAUGGCUCUAGGAUGCUGGAGACAGGAACCCCAUUGCAGAUAUGGAAACACAUCUUCAACCUCUUGUGACCUUGGACCACGACACCAUGACUUCCUCCCUGAUCCUUUCAACACUGAGAAGUUUACAUUGUAUUUCAAACUGCAGCAGACAAUAUACUCAUAGAUGGGAUAUGAGCAGACUGUAGGCGUGUAAGCCGUGGGUAGGGCUGGGAACUGCAUGAGGGUGUCCACUGGAAUCCAUGCCCUCCCUCUGUCCUACCCAACUAUCAUAAUAUUAUUCUUGUGUUCAUAUUCCAUUUCCAGCUGUACAUCAAGUCUGCUGGUAAGCCUCACAUCUUGUCUCCUGCUGUAACAGCUAACCUCCUAAAGGCUCAGAGUGUCUCGCCACAAAAAGUGUCACUCUUAGACUGCAACAAUCCUAAGCAUGCUUUCAUGGAAGUAAGUCCCAUUGCAGUAAGUGCGCAAAGGAUUGGGAUAUUAAGUCCAUGGUUUCAAGUAAGCAUGACUUUUCUAUAAGAAAAGAAACAGCUGGCUAUUCCCAGCCACAACUGAGGAGAAGCUGACCUUUGCAGAAACCAUCAAAGCAGUCAAAAGGGCCAGACAGGCCAAUGAAUGAUAUGUGCUUUGUGUGCUCACCUUACCCAACUCUCCCCUUCCUAUACAAUGUAGUAUACACAGCCAAAGUAGUAGUACCAACAAGGAGAAAGCAGGGCCAAGUUGGAUGAAAUGUGAUGUCCAUUAGUCAAGCGGAGGACAAAGAGCAGAGCUCUUCUUGAGGUAGAAGAAUAGGAUAUUGUUGCAAGGGGACUGGACAUUUGUAGGUGUGUUACACAUCCAUGGUCUAUAUAUGCCAGUAUUAUCUGCUCUGACCAUCAGCAACUCACUGAGGUCAUAGACCCAGGGUAGGGAGCCUAUGGUCCUCCAUUUGUUGAUGGACUACGGCUCCUAGCAUAUCCAAGUGUACUGCUGUUGAUUACGUUGUUUGUUGUUACGCCAUCAGCAUGCAUGGUGCUUUAUGGAAUACAAAAAGACCCCAGGGCUGGAUUCACCAUGGUGCAGCAUACAGCACAAUCAGGGGUUGUAUGCGUAUUUGGCAUUCCCACUGUGGGGUUUAGAAAAACCAAGAAGCCCUCAAGGAGCUGUGCAGAAGGAUGUGAGGUGGGCAAACUGGCCAUACCUUGCAUGCCAUGAUUUAAAGAAGCUUAACUUAAAGAUAUGAAGCAAAUAUAUGCAAAUGGACUUGAUUUGCAUUAUUUACCCAGGUCAACAAAUCCAGCUUUACCUAGCAUAACAUCCAAGCCUGGUUUAGCUCCAGACCCCUGGCAUACUGAAGAUUCUUUUGCAUCUCUGAGAACUUAACAUUAUGGAAUGUGGGGUUCUCCUACUCUUUGGUCUCCACUCCUCAGUUCAAUUAAUUAUAUAUCUCAUGUUAGAAGAGCGGGAGCGAAAUAAACUCCUAGCCAUGUGGAAGGAGCAGCCUGCACUGAAAGCCCACUGUCUGCAUGUAAGCCUGGGCGAUGUAUCACUAUAUUGUGUCCACCACUGGUUUGAGGGCUGGACCGCAAUGGUGUCUUGACCUGGCAGUAUAUCGGGUGCAGGCAGCGGGGGGAGUAGCGGGGGCUUCACCCUGGUGCCUCAUGGGGCAGGGGCCAAUGUUCCUUCCUCUGCCCACUGCAUGCUGGGUCAGCGGCAGAGGAAGCCACUUGGGCGCCUGGGGGCAGGGCAAGCCACCCAUAGGGGUGGGGUGAGGGUGGGGCGAGCUGCCCAUGGGGCAGGGCACACCACGGGGCCUCUAGGGUCUGCCUGCCUCCUGCCACUCAGCCGCCCUACAGCUGGGGGAGAGGUAGCGGGCAGACUGUUUGGGCAGCGCAGAGCCUGCACACACCCAAGCCACUGUGUCUCUCCCAGGAGAGACGCAUGGCUCAGGUGUGUUGCAGGCCCUGCGGUGAGUGCCGCCCAGUAUUCUGUCACCCUGUCCCUCAGCAGUGACACCCAGGGUGGCCUGCACCCACCGCACCCCCUUCCUCCGCCCCUGCCUUGGGUGCCAACAAGAGCGGUGGAGGCUUCACGCCGGUGUUUUGUGGGACCAGGACUGAGACCAAUGCUCCUUUCUUUUCAUGGUGUUGGAAACCUGAUAUUUCCCAGCCCUGUCUACAUGCUUUGGUGGACUAUAGGUUCUGUGUGUGUGUGUGUGUGUGUGUGUGUGUGCGCGCGCGCGCGCACGCACGCGCAUGCAUGGAGCUUUCAUAGGGGUCAGCUGUAACUGGUCUGCCGAACCAUCAUGUGCCCCAACCAGUCCCUGGGUCUGCACUGCUCUUUUACCUAUGAGGGAAUCAUAGUGAGUCCAGCAUGACCCUUACCACUUAUAUGGCAAACUACAUAAAAUGGUGCAGGACGCUAAUAUACUAUAACACACUUAAUUUUGAAAAAUAUAAUUUCUGUGACAGGGCAGACUAUGUAUGCCACCUACCCUGCACCCCUUAAACUAACCUGCUGAUCUCAGGUGCAGCCCAAUCAGUCUGAUCCGUUUUUUUAUGUGGAACAGAGUGUAUGAUAUCUUUGUUCCAGGGAGCAAAGUGCCUUGGGAUGGUUCAUGUCCUGCUUGUGAGCAUCUCUUAGGCAUGCCAGACUAGUCUUUGGUCUGAUCUGGCAGUCUCUCCUUAUGUUCUUACCAAAUAAUACCAGUUGUUUUGGUUGGAGUAGGGUAAGCUCCUGUCUUUCUGCACUGCUUGGGGGCUUUGGGGAAGAAUUCAGUUGGUGACUAGUAGUCUGAUCAAGACAGGGCUGCUCUUGUGUUCCCUGAAAGUCUUCUUUGACCUUGGGACACAUGAGGUCUUAUCUGCUGCCUGCCAUAGCUAAGGGCUACUUCCUACAGCUGGGAUGGGGAUCCUGGGACACCCCAGAAGUUAUUGAAUUCCAGCUCCUAUCAGCUCAAGCCAGCAUGGCUAAUAGCCAUAAUAAUGUAUAAUAAUUUUUCUUAAUACCCUGCCCAUCUGGCUGGGAGCUGUUUUCCAGCAGCAUCUGGAGUGUACUUGGACAUGGAUGCAAUUGUAAAUUGGUUUAUUUUUAUUACACUGUACGUGGCAGCUUAUACAUUGUAGGGAUAACUAACUAAAUAAAUACAAAUAGCACAUGUGCUGCCCAUGCACUUUUUGGCAUUUUCUCCUUUAAAAUGCAAGCGAUCCCAGCUCCAGCCAUCCCUUGUGUGAAGUGGAAUGCAUCCGCACACUCUUCCUUCUCGACAGAUGGUAUUUGUGUUUUGUUUUGGGGCAUUCAUGCCUAGUAUGCACACCCACGCUAAAAGGGCCCCUGAGUGCCCUGCUGCAUCCUGUAACCAUCCCCAUUGUGUCGUCUUUUACUCAGUGUCCCAUCUUUCCCGUGGGUGGUGCUUCAGAAGACAAAGAUGCUCCCUUUGAGCCUUGCUGCGGAUUGUAUAGUUGACUGGAGCUAUCUGUCACCUGUUGAGCCCAGCCACUCAAGGCAUGUGCUCAUUCGCUCUCAUUCUCCCUCCAGUCUGAUGAGCUGCUGUUUCAGCUGAAAAGUGCUUGGACUACAUAAAAUGAAAAGUCCAGGCUCAGCGUACGUAGCAUGAGAGUCUGACCUUCUCUCUCUCUCUCUCUCUCUCUCUCUCUCUCCUUGGAAACUUUUAUACUUGCAGUGUAAUGAGUUGAUUUGUGGAGAGAUAACAAGCAUAAGUGAGCCUUCAUUGUGGCAGUGAGCAGAUGUGAAGAUCGUUCGUUCCAUCUGUCUAUUCUAUCACUUCCUCUAACAGCAAGCUCAGGUGGUGAGCGCUGACAGACAUGGAGCCACAAUGAGGUCACCGAGGAGAAAGCAGGCAGUAUUGACAGUGUUAAGGAACCCCAAGGUUUGCGGGAGUUAAGAAAACCCAAACCCAAACUCUCUCUCUCUCUCUCCCCCUCCUCUCUUACGCUUUUGUAAGAAAUGCUGGGACCAAUUUUAAAUGGACUAGAGUUGGAAAAAAUGUCAGGAGGGAAAAAUCUCACCCAGACUCAUUUUAUAUGGGUAUCUUAAGAGUUCAACCUCUAAGCUUCACAUCUAUUGUGUGGACUUUGGAUUUGGGAGUAUAUUUUUUCCGUUUGGUGGAUGCAAGUGUGUAAGAACCCAUCUCUUUUGGCAACCAUGGAUGAACCCCGCUGGCAUUUUUUAUAUAUAUAAACUUUUAGCUAACUUCCCGCACUCAAUAUUCCCCAAUAAAUCCACUAAAGAUUUGCAGCACUUUCUAAUGCUGAAGAGAUGUUCAGGAUUUUUUCCCCUUGUCCUUUGCUAUGCAUGCCAAUUUUCCUUUCCUUUUUUUCUUUUUAAACUGAGUUUCGUUAUUAUCAAAUUGCAAACACAUGGCAUUCCACUGGCAAAUUGUUACAGCGGUUGCUCCAGUAUUCCUAACUAGGAUUGCAAUGAAUUUCAGAAGAUAACAUUGUAUGUCAAACCCUCACAUUUCAGAUUUCCUGUAUUUCAAAUCCUCAGGUGUCAGAUGCACUAUGUAUCAGGUCUGAUAAGGACUGUAUUAGCAUUUCCUUUCAUAUGAUGAGAUCUCAAACAGGAGACCUGUCCCUUAUUCUUACAUCAUUGCCUACUAGAAACAAAACUACUGUAUUUGACAUUUCCAGUGAGAUCUUACACCUUCCUCUGAAUAAUAUCUCUACUCUCAGCAUCCUGAGCUUCAUCUUUUCCCAUCUGCCAUGUCACAGGGACCUACUAUCCCCAUGAUCCCUGAAUUCUUUCUCCUGUCAUAGUACCAUCUGCUACAGCCCCGUGUCCUUAAUCCUCCUUUGCAGUUUUGCCAUCUUUUACUCACCGCAUCCUGAAUUUCUCAUCAUAUCCCAUAUGUUUUCUGUUUGCGUCCAAGAAUGCUGGUUUGAAAUACUGUCUCAAGUCUCCAUCUGUCCAGCACUAUACACCUGCAGUCUUCCCUCACUGUGACCUUUCAUGCAGAAUCUAGCCUGCCUUUGAUUGCUUAAGCAUAGAACCAUAAAAAGCCAAAAGAUGAUUUAGCCCCAUGCUUCUGCAGCUGGGUGUGACUGUCAAUGCAACUGGGUGUGACUGUCAAUGCCACUAACAAGAACAAACAUUAUUUCUUUUUUCCGUGGUGUGGUAGUCAGCUAAGUCUAUAGAAGAUAAAUUAUUGGAUCUAAUUUAGUCAUGCUCAUUGAUUUCAGUUGGUCCCCUCUGAGUAAAACUUAGUUGAAUAGCACCCAUUCUCUUCCCUUUCUUUGGGUCAGUGGUAUGGCAUCAGUGAACUGGUUAUUCCAAGAGAACCCUUUAGCUGGAGAAAUCACCCGGCAAAUAAGUGGGCAAUUGCAGGCAAUUCCUGGCCUGGAGUUUUUGGAAGGGGUUUGGGAACCAGAUCCAGCAACCAGAUGUUUGACCAAAUCUUGCUUUGUUUCAAAUGCAGGAGCUACUGUGCGUAUGUGGUGCAGAGGAAUGUAACUUGCACCCUUCAGGAUGGAGCAGAGAGCUACGUGAAAGCCGAAUAUCACAAGUGCAGCUGGGGACCCAAGUGUCCUGGGAAAGUCCUGUAAGUAAAUGUUGGGUUGCAGUUGUAGCACGGUAGGGACUACAGAGGACUGUCAGCAUCUUCUGACAUGGUCAGAGGAAGCGGUUGCCUCCAUAGCAACUCCUGUGGAUUAAACGUCAUAAUAAGUAGCAGCAGAUGUCCAACACGCAUGAACAUAUUUUUUCCAUUUUCCUAUCAAAUCUCCUCCCCUUAUUUCUCUGCCUGUCUGGCCAUUGCUUUCUUUGCUGCCACAAGGGAGCCCUGUUGAGCAAAUGUGCCACAUGUAACCUUUCUAGGCACCAUUGGCUUAGCUGCUAUGAUGUCACAGAAGUUAAAUCUAGUAAACUAAUUGCUAAGGGUGGACUUGGGGGACCUUGGGAGUGGAAUUCUCAUCAUUCAGUGCUUAAGAACUGCCUAUGCGCCAUUCUCAUUGUAGUUGACAAGAUUGAUUGAGUGAUUUUAGAACUUGCAAUGGAAAACCAUUGAACAGAGACAGACAGCUGACACUUGCUGCUUGUGGUAUGUGAUGCUUUAUUUAGGGCAAACCAGGCAGCAGCUUCCCAUGCUCCCAUUGGGAGUUUUGAUUUCCCAUGUCAUAUAUUUAAGUGACAGAAGUGCUCUUGUAUCGUGCAAGCUUAAAACUUGGAAGGGUUCUUAUGCUUGCCUGUUUCCAGCAAAAGGCCCAUGCUAGCCAAGAGUCCAAAAACAGCUCAGCAUGACCGUGUAUUUCUUGGAAGUUCACCCAAAUAUAGCAUAAAUCCUUCGCAUGCUGUGGAGUAGGUCCAAAGCACCGUGAGUGGAAGGAAAAUAGCCGUCAGCACCAUUCCACAAACACUUGCACAAGAGAGUUCAUGCAGUGCUAUCAGAGGUGGGUUCAAUAGCAGUUCUUGUGCUUCUGCUUGCGCAAGAGAAAAUGCAGUUAGGAGAACAUCUUAGGAGGUAGCUUCACCAUUUUUAUGACCAGGUGGAAUACAGUCCUUCAUUGAGCAGGCAAUGUCUUCCGUAUGCAGAAAGGCACUUCCCGAUUUUAUAUUUCCGGACAAAGGAAUGGCAAACAGAGCUAUGAACGUGAAUGUAUCAACUCAGUACUGCAUAUUUAAGGCUGCAAUCCUAUACACACUUGCUUGGGAAUAAGUCCCUUGGAACUUGGUGGGACUUACUUCCAAGCAAAUGUGUUUAGGGCCAGGCUUCUAACAGAUGCAUUUCAUUAGCAGGACUGAGGGGUAAAACAUGCAAAGCUCUGAUAGGGACUUAGAAAGCUCCAAAUGGCUUUCAAAGUGUCUAGGGAGAGUUUAUGGGAUGUGGGUGGCGCUGUGGUCUAAACCACUGAGCCUAGGGCUUGCCGAUCGGAAGGCUGGCAGUUCAAAUCCCCAUGACGGGGUGAGCUCCCAUUGCUCGGUCCCAGCUCCUGCCAACCUAGGAGUCCGAAAGCACGUCAAAGUGCAAGUAGAUAAAUAGGUACCGCUCCAGCAGGAAGGUAAACGGCGUUUCUGUGCACUGCUCUGGUUUCACCAGAAGCAGCUUAGUCAUGCUGGCCACAUGACCCAGAAAAACUGUCUGCAGACAAACGUCGGCUCCCUCAGCCAGUAAAGCGAGAUGAGCGCUGCAACCCCAGAGUCAUUCGUGUCUGGACUUAACUAUCAGGGGUCCUUUACCUUUUUUUCUUAGGGAGAGUUUGGGACAAGAUAGUUUAUGCCUGAUUGUGUUAAAGAUGGAGGGAGUUGAUUGAGAAAAGCAGACCCAAGCCAAGUUAAACACUUCUAGUUGCCCAUCUGUGCCACCUCUGGUUGGGCAGUUAUAUGUAAAUAUGGCAUACUUCCUAACCGUUUGGCUAUUAUUAUUAUAAUUACUGUUAUUUAUAUCCCACCUUUUGGGGGUAGAAGUUUAUCUACAAUACAUCCAAUUAAUUAACCCACUGAAGAAGGAAAUGGCAGUCUUUCCACCCUGGCCAGUUAGGUAAUUUUAGACUCUGGAGUGUUACAGAGAAGUGAGUCUCUCUAAAAGGGAACGUGUUCACUUACUUCAAACCAGCCUUGCUGCAUUUGAGCCCUCUUGUUCAUUCUCCUGAGUGGGACCCUGGGCUCCUGCCCCAAAGUCCUACUACCAUGGCACCACCAUCCCCACCCUUUCAUAACAAGCACAGGGCAUUUUUUUAAAGGAUGUUUUUUCGAACCAAGCGAGUCCUGCCAGUUGAACUUUCUACAUAGCUUGGAAGACCGAGAAAGAGAUGUAGCUUUUUCCAGCCACCGGGGCCACUGGUAACUGUUUAUCCAGCUGCAAUAAAUACUUCCUGUUGCUGACAUGUGGAGUGGAGUUUUUUGCACUUUGAAAGGACAUUUUUUUCCUGAAAAGAAGCAGCCUCCUUUCUAAGUGAAAGCAGCACUUAAGGGCAACAUGGCACGGCCGAGGCACCUCUAUGCCAACUGCCUUCCCCCUUUAACCCGCAAAAGGUUCUGCUCUCUUUACAAGCCUGACUCCCUGCCAAGAGAAAGAGAGAGAGGUGGGCAGUGGCCCAGAUGUCUGCAGAGAGCCAAGCCGAUGGCUCGCGCCAAUGUUGUUGUUGACAGUGGGUCAGCUGGGCAGCUUUCUCUGGACUCAGCAAGAUUUCCAAGCGGGUUUAUGCGCACCAGAGCUGUUUUCUUUUUUAAACUACCGCUGUAACUUGGAGGCUUCUGCAGGGAGCCAUAAUCUGUAAAGGCCUGCAUUCUCCAAUCCCACUCAUCUCAAUCAAUGACAGAGAGAACAAACAGACAUUUACGGCGGGUUCUGGUACAGCCUGGAGUUCUGUGGCAGCUUCCCAAAAGAGGGCUGCCAAAGAAGGAGCCUCUUCCAAUGUCCAGUGGCUCACCGGAAAAAUAACAACGGACUCAUCCAGUCCGAAGCACAUCACCGCAAACAGUUAUCAUAGGAACAUUACAUAAGAAGGGCCCUGCUGGAUCAGGUGGAAGGACUGUCUAUUAAGCCAACAAAUCUGUUUGCCGACAGAUGCCUAUAUGUAGGGCUGUCUCUGAAGACAGUUCAGAAACUUCAGCUAGUGUAGAACCAGGUUGCUCACUGGUGCAAGAUGGUUUGAGCAUAUUACACCGGUCCUGGCCCAACUGCACUGGCUGCCAGUUAGUUUCCAGGCCCAAUUCAAAGUGCUGGUUUUGACCUAUAAAGCAUUAAACAGCUCAGGACUUCAGUACCUCAAGGACCACCUCUCUCCACCUGGACCCUGAGAUCAUUACCUGAGGCCUUUCUUCAUGUGCCUCUUCCACAAGAGGUCCGGAAGGCAGCAACACAAGACCAGGCUUUUUCUGGAGUAGCUCCCCAUUCAUGGAAUGCUCUCCCCAGGGAGGUUCAGCUGGUGCCUUCAGUAUACACCUUUAGGCACCAGGCAAAAAUGUUCCACUUUAACCAGGCCUUGGGCUGAUUGACAUCUGAUACCCUUCUCAAUGUGCUGUGGAACGGGAGUCUCUUGGGUUGUCUUUUUGUUUUUAUUAUGCAUUUUCUGUUUUUUAUGUUGUGACUUUAUGUUGCGAACUGCCCUGAGAUCUACGGGUAUAGGGCGGUAUCCAAAUUUAAUAAAUAAAACUAAUUUUAAAAAAUACAGCGGAACCUCAGCUCCUGAAUGCCUUAGGAGCCGAACGUUCUGGCUCCUGAACAAACAAAAACUGGAAGUAAUUGUUCUGGUUUUUGAAUGUUCUUUGGAAGCUGAACACCCGGCUUCUGCAGCUUCUGAUUGGCUGCAGGAAGCUGCUGCAGCUAAUCAGAAGCUGCACCUUGGUUCCCAAACUGUUUCAGGAAUCGAACAGACUCCCGGAAUGGAUUAAGUUUGGGAACCAAGGUUCCACUGUAUGGGAAACCCACAAGCAGGACAUGGGUCCAACAGCACUCUCUCAUAUGUUCUCCAGUGACUUGUCUUCAGACAGUGGUUUGGUGCCUCUGAUUCUGGAUGAAUAGUGGCCAUUAAUAGCCUUAUCCCACCCCUCCCAUGGGACGCAGGUGGCGCUAUGGGUUAAACCACAGAUCCUAGGACUUGCCGCUCAGAAGAUUGGUGGUUCGAAUCCCCGUGAUGAGGUGAUCUCCCGUUGCUCGGUCCCUGCUCCUGCCCACCUAGCAGUUCAAAAGUACGUCAAAGUGCAAGUAGAUAAAUAGGUACCGCUCCGGCAGGAAGGUAAAUGGCGUUUCCGCGUGCUGCUCUGGUUCACCAGAAGCGGCUUAGUCAUGCUGGCCACAUGACCCGGAAGCUGUACACCAGCUCCCUCGGCCAAUAAAGCGAGAUGAGCGCCUCAACCCCAGAGUCGGUCACAACCGGACCUAAUGGUCAGGGGUCCCUUUACCUUUACCUUUACCCCUCCCACAAAUUGGUCUAAUAAUCCCCUUUUAAAGUCAUCAGAUGGGGGGCGGGGUGGUAGUUCUUGUGACUAAACCGGCACUGAGAUGUAGUGAGUUAAGCCAAGCCGUGAUGCCUAUGAGUGUGUGGCAAAGUGGUCAUAUUUCCAUCAUGAACCAGCACCACUUAAUUCUUGAAAAGAAUGAAAUGUUGUGCAUCCAAUCAGGGCUACAUCCAACCUAAUCCACAGCAUUUUCUAGAGGAUUACCAUUAGCCUUACAGAGAUGUAAAAAAUUAGCUAAAUAGCAUGAAAUAUGCAUGUGUGACAACAAGGAGCGCGGUAUAAUCUGGCUCGAGGCAUCUUGUUCAGGAACCGCACAGCUGAUUUGUUUUGUGUCCAACCUGGAACCAAUUGGCUCAACUCACAUUAUUAUUAUAACAGUGGUACCUCGGGUUACAUACGCUUCAGGUUACAGACUCCGCUAACCCAGAAAUAGUGCUUCUGGUUAAGAACUUUGCUUCAGGAUGAGAACUGAAAUUGUGUUCUGGUGGUGCGGCGGCAGCGGGAGGCUCCAUUAGCUAAAGUGGUGCUUCAGGUUAAGAACAGUUUCAGGUUAAGUACGGACCUCCAGAAUGAAUUAAGUACUUAACCUGAGGUACCACUGUAUUACUUUAGAUUUCUUACCUGCCCUUCACACCUUAAGGUUCCAGGGCAGGUUAGAACAACGUAAGGAUACAAUAUCAAAAUCGGCUAAAACAAUUUGCAAGCUGAACAACAGAGUGUUGGUCCUAAAAAUAUGCAUCUCGGGGUCAAAGGACUGAAUAAACCGGUGCAUGUUCAGCUGACAGCAAAAACUGCAUAAUGAAGGUACCAGAUGGACCUCUGGAAGGAGGAAAUUCCGCAGUUUAGGGGCUUCCACAGAUAACAGGCUGCUCAGGCUGCAACCCCCCUAAAAAAACUUCUGAGGUUGGUGACACUUCCAUGUUUUCUUGGCAUAUCAGAACCAGAUGUAAUUGGUUCCAAUCAUAUAUCACAAGCACUUUUUGGGUCGGGAGAACCAGUCCUUCGGUAUAUAUGUAACAUGCAUACACAGGUCCACGAAUGUUACAAUCUAUGCAUCUUCAAGGGCGGAUUCUCACAUGAAUAUAAAUCAUAAAUGUGGUGAUCCUAAACUGAUUUAUUGGCAGGUAACACUCAGUGAAAGCAGUGGGGCUUCUCAGCAAACACGCUUAGGAUGUUUCUGGCAGUGUCAUAACACCUGGUGAUCUAUCACUCAAGGUCUGGCAGCUGAGCGCAUGAGCUGCCUUCACAGGAAAAUAUGACAGUGUUUUGAAGUCAUGUUACAUGAGAUGAAAAGCUCUGCUUUGAUCAGUGAUAGCUGUUUCGAAGACAAAGCUCAUCGCUUGUUAUUACACUCAUCAGGUGAUGUACUUGGAUGCUUUCCCUGUAAUGUCCACUACAGUACAUGACUGUGGAAGCCCACUGCAUUUUUAAAUUCUUCAUUUUAUUUUAUUUUUUAAAAAAAUGUGUACAUGAGUAGGACUAAAACCCCAAACAACCCUAACUCAUUUAUUUGCUGCUGCUACAAAUUUUAAGUUCUGAUCAUUAGAAUUGGCCCUUGAAAGCUGGCCUGCAGCUUUGAACAGUCAGUGCAACUUAAAGAUCAAAAUGGCUCUGGAGUGCUGAUUAAUGUUGCCUGAUGCCUGAGCUCAGUGGGGUUUCAUAUUGGACUGUAAGUGCCAUUUCUGCUUUUGUAAAUCUCCAAAUGAAUCUGAACUUCAAUGUCUAAAAUCCCUGGUAGAGGACAUGGAUCCUGAGAUCACGUUAAGGGUAGCCAAAUUCUGUGCGAUUGCCAUAAAACUUAGGGAACAAGCUGUGUUAUCAUAAUGAUUAAGGCCUUACAUGAUAAUUUUAGGUUAUAUGUUAGUGACUAAGUUUUAAUUUAUAUAUAUAUUUUAACUGUUGCUAUAUCUGUAUUGUCCCUGUUAUACCUAAUUGCAAUUUCAAAUGUAUCCCUAUCAUGUUUUAUGACUUCCUUGAUAUUGUAUGUGGGCUAGAACUGGUCUGUGACCGAAAUAAUAAAAAUUCAUUCUGCCUUUGUAGAUCACAUUCCUUUCCCUAAGCAGUGUAAAAUGUGUUAGGCUUUAUGGGUAAGCUACAUGCACCUAUGUAGCUGUGCAUUUGAGUUCAAAAGACAAAAUCAAUAAUUCAAAAUCAAUAAAAUAUUAAACACACAUAUACACACAAUCCCUGCAUUUAAAGACUACAUAUUUAAGGAUUACAUAUUUCUCUUUAAGCUGCUUUCUCCAACCUCUGGUUUAUGAAUCCCAGAUGAUUAAGUACUACCUCUUAGAGUGUCUUGAGAUUCUCCACUAUAAAUGCAAAAGAUUAUCAUUACCAUAUUCCCUGGGCAAAGGAUCAGAAGAGUGAUAGUACAGGCAGGACAUACAACUGCUGGGCAGCUGCUGCCCUCUAGUGCUAAAAGACAGCACUUUUAAGAUUUAAUAUCAUGCGCGGCUUAGGGUGGAGAGACAGAUACAUUUCCCACGCAGAGAAUCAUAGAGGGUUUGAGAAGAGAUCAGAAAUAGAUAGGGAUGAGUGCAUCCAUCAGUUUCAGUUUAUCUCAGUUUCUCAUUUCUCCAUCCUUAAGAUCAGUCCUCCACAUUUCCACAUCAGAUUGCAUUUUUUUUCUUUAAAAAAAAAUACUCUCCUGAAAAUUCACCAGCAUAUUAGUUUAAAUUUCUCCUAAUAUACAAACAUUGAUCUGAUCCAGCAGGCUUAUCUGAUGCUUCCAUGUGAGGAGAGAUAUUGUUUUCCUAUACAAAUUAUGGUAAUUAUUUCUAAAUUUGCUCUAUACAUAUGAAUUACCAGGUGUGCACACUUUAUGCAUGUGUGUGUGAUGCAAACUGUGUGUGAGUGCUGCCAAGAUUUCCUUGACCUACACAUUACGGAAGCUGGGAUGCAGAGGUACAGCUCUUAAUCUUGCUCUGCCUUCUUUCCUUCAGGUACCGCACGUUCUUCAGACCCAGGUACAAGAUUGGCUACAAGACAGUGACUGAGAUUGUGUGGAGGUGCUGCCCAGGCCUCAUGGGAGAAGGAUGUCACGACAGUCCCACUGACCAGCCAGGGCUUCUUCCCCAGCACCCCAGUCCCAAGUUGCCUCCUACUCAGAAGAUGUUCCCAGGUCCUAGAGUUCCCCCUCACCCCAAAAUUCAUGCAGACUCAUUUCCAGGACCAAAAAAGAACCACUACGGUGAGUCGCAGCUUCAUUUGGAUUGUCUGUUGAGUUCCAUUCACAGAAUCCACUGGCAUGGCUGACACAGGAAGCUCGUGGGCUAAGGAUGCAGAUAAAGAACACGUCUCACCUGUCAAGAAGGUCCCUGCAGGGCAAUGCUGUUUUUCUAGAAGAGGGGCUGGAACUCACCAUGAACACCUCUCUUGCUCUCUUAGAAUGGCAAUUGCACCCACUUGAAAGGUGCCAGAACUGAGUUCUGCUUGAAAAAAGCCCAGCUGCAGAGGAUGAUUGAGGGCCAUAAGCUGUACAAUGUGAAUCAGGCCUUUCCUGAUCCUUCUCCAGAUGUCACUUUCCGGCAGGACUGGGGAACUGUGCUGGGCCCGGGGGUAACCCAAGUAACGUGGUCCAGUUCUGGUCCCAAAUCCAAGGGUUCCGUGAGGAGUCAGUCCGACAGGGCCAAGGCAGGACACGAGGCAGGAAACCAGGCAAGGUCAGGCACAGGAUCACAGGCAGGUUCUGGCAAACAGCAACGUUGCUCCCGCAACCUGGGGCGGCGUCCAGCAGGCUUUUAUCUCUGUCAGGGUAAUGGCCGGUCCUGAUUCCCCCGGUGACUCACCACCCUGUCUUGCCCAAAGGCAAGCACUCCUCCUGCGAGUACUCAGGUCUCUCCUUCUCUCAGACCUGAGUCUCUACAGCUCGGGAGAUGUUGGUGGGUUACUAGACCCAGAGACCGCCUCAGCCUCUCCUGACCCAACUGGUAGUGGAGCAGCUGUAAGUGAUUGCCCAGCUGAAGGCAACGAGGUAAUCCCCGCAUCUGGAGCCAGGGCAGGCUCAGGCCCCUGACUCGGCCCAGCUGGUGCUUGUUGCAGGGGAACCUGUGCAGACUGGGGCUCUUCAGAAUCAGGCACCAUACUAGGCUCAGCUGCCGCCUGAGGCAAAGGAUCCGGUGUGGACUGAGACUCCUCUGGCUCCGAGUCCGACCCUGAGUCCCAGGCCAUCACAGGAACCUUUUUCAGCCCAAGUUUCAUAUUCCCUCAAUAAUAACCUUACUGGGGCUAAAUUCCAAUGAUGGGCUGGGUGACUGGGGACGGUGAGCAUAUUGAUGGAGGUGGUGCAUAUUUUUCUACAGUAAUCUACAUUUCAAAUGGAGAAGUCAGAUUACCUUUAUCCUCCAUCCAGGCAAGCAAGAUUGCAGUUCAAGGACACAUUCCAGCCAGGCAGAAGCAUUUGAGGAGGACAACACUGUGUGGAUGUUGUGCAAAACUUGCUACUAGCUAUGAUGGCUAUGGGUUGCCUACAUGGUUGAAGGCAGUGAUGUUUCUGAAUGCCAGUUGCUAGAAACUGCAGGAGGGAGAGCGCUCUUGUGCUCAGCUGCUACUUGCAGGUUUCCCACAAGCAUCUUGUUGGCCACUGUGAGAACAGGAUGUUGGACUUGAUGGGCCACUGGCGUGAUCCAGCAGAGCUGUUCAUACAUGUGUUUUCCACACUAAGUGUGGGUCCAGUUUGAUUCCAGUAGGUUUAUAAGCAUUUUGUAAGUAACUUUCUUCAUUUGUGACGAACUGGAAAGUCUAGGCAGCCGCCUCUUGUACAUGCCCUCGGAUAGGGAAAUUGUGCCCCUGAUUAUAACUGAGGUUUGCUUCUGCUUGUUUAUAGGUCGAAAAAUGCCUAGUGUGUUUGGAGACCGACUAGAUCGGCUAGAGGAUGAAAUCAGACGUCUCUCACAGUCCUAUGACACCCUACACAACAUGGUGAAUGGCCUGGGAGACCAUUUGCGGCUUGCCAUCCAGGAGGACACCAGUAAGAUGAUUGGAUCACUGAUGAACAGCCCAAGUGUGCCUGAUUCAACCAUGGGGUUUGGAGUCAUUCCUGAUGGGAUUGUGGAUGCCGCAGACAAAGCAGACCUCUCCCCUUAUCCACCAGUGGGUGAGAUCCUAAGCAAAGUGACUGAGAUGAGUGAUUCACUGAAAACCAAGACUAACUUGCUGGACGAGGUGCAUGGCAUGGUGCUGGACCACGAUGGGCAGAUCAAACACCUGCUGGAGUCAGCCCGGCCUUCUCCUCUCACCUCCAUUGAUAUGCUAGAAGAUUAUGUGGACAGCAGGCUUAGCAACUUGCGGGUGGAGCUGCUGGAUGGCUUUGAGAAGAAGCUGGUGAACAUUCAGAGCACAUGUGACUACCGGAUCAAGGAAGUCCAGCAACAAUGUGAGGAAGAGAAAGCUGCCAAUCUCCGUCUUCAGCAGACCCUGGAUGGAAAAGAGCUGGAAAUCAAGAAGGAGAUCUCCCAGCUGGAAACCCAGAUCCAAGGGCUGACCGUUGUAGAAAGCUGCUGUAGCAACUUAAACUACCUCACCAAACGGAUGGAUAUCCUAGAGAAGGGCUUGCACAGUAUUUCUGAGUCUCAGAAGAAUCUACACUCCAGGUUGGACAAUGAACUGUCCACUGUUACCUUGGGAAACAUAGUUGAAGGGCGCUUUGAGGACUUUGAAGCCAGGCUGAAUUUUACAGAGAGGGAAAUAGGAAGUUGUUGCUCCAGUGUAGAGGACAACAUGAGAGGUCUGUUGGGGUCAGAGCUGGAUGGCACAAGGACAUUGUUUGAGGACAAAAUGCGUACCUUGGAGGAGAGAUUUAUAACCAUUGUAGGAGAUGUGAACAAUGUCAGCUCCACAGUGGCGAUAGAUGGGGCUGUAAUGCCCCUCUUGGAAGGGGAGCUUGCUAUCAUAAGAAAGGGAACAGAUGAGAAGUUGGAAGUACUCCAGAGUCGGCUGACUACCUUAGAAAGCACAUGCUCAUUGGGUUGCAUGGCCACCUCCAAAGACGUAGAGAUUUUUCGCACAGAAAUUGAGAACUGCCAAAGCAAGAACCAGGAUUUACUGCUCAGAAUGGACAGCAACUCUGACCUGCUUCGGAAACUUAAUGCUACUAUCCUGGAAAUCCAGAGGCGGAUUGAAGAGGAAGCAGCUGAGUCCUUGCAAGGUGAGAUCACUCUGUUGAAGAUCAACCUGAACACCAUGAGCAAGUCCUUAACUGGGCUGAAGGAUUCUGUUUCUCAGUACUCAGACACGGUGCUCCACGUCAACUCCUCUCUGGACGAGCGCGAGCGCAAGAUAGAAGAUGAGGUCCACUCCAUUCAAGAGAAGAUCAACAACCAAGGCUCCCAGCUUCUGUUCAGCAACAAGCGAGUCCUCAACCUAAAAGGAGACCUUGAAAGGCUCAAGUCCAGAAUCAUCAGUGAUUUGAGCAACUGCAAGAGUGUGGCUCAUGGCCUGCAGAAAGAAGUGCUCCAGUUUGAUGACCGCGUGGCCCAAGUGGAGGACAUGUGUGGCAGACUGGGCAUGGUAACGGGAAGCCUGGACCACAUCAAAAGUGAGCUGGAAAAUAACGCAGGAAGUAUGUGGGGCUACAUGGACCAUAUGAACGCAACCUUAGCUGCCCACUCUCAGGAAAUAACUGUACUCAAAGAUAACUUGUUGGACUGCCAGGCAAAAGUCACGGAACUAGCUGAAGACAUCAGCCUCUUAGAAACCAAGCUGCAAGGCAACCAGCAUUAGCUAUGUCAAACCCAAAGUGCAACUAACUUAUAUCAUGCAGGCUCCAAUGUGAUGAUACCAGGAUCUUGUUUUAUUUUUGUGGGGUGGGGAGGUUACUAAAUCUUAAAAGCUGCUAUAAUCCCAUCCCUCACUCCGCCCCCGGAAGAACGACAUUUUCCUGCUACGGUUUAAGCUGUACAUUUGCCAUUACUGUAUUCUCUGUGGAUAUUUAGCAGCUGUACGUAUGUAGCAAAGUGCCUUCCCAUAGAAGGGGUCACAUUGGGUUACAUUUCCAAUAUGCGGUUCAGUUCAGGAAGAAACUGGAGAGGAAACAGACCUAUCCAUAGGAUUAUUUGCUUUGGGAAUAAUGAAAAACCUGCUAUUUAAGAGCUGGGGCAAAGAAAAUCGGUUCUUGGCCAUUAUAUCUAUCUACUCGAUGAAAAGGUCUGGUUCAGGGACCAUUCUAAGCAAUACUGCCAGCUAUGAGAAACACUUUGGUUUUAGCUAAGACUUUCCCCCACUUCUGUAUUAUACAUGUGUACAAAACCUGGACUGGAAUUCUUCAUGGCAGCGUUGAUUGAUACAAGCAUAAGGAACACUCAGUUCAGAAAUCAACAGGUAUUGUAUGGGUGCAUCCAGGAAGAGAACACCCUAUAUUCACUAUCUUCUCCUCCAAUGCAUUCAUUGCUACAAAGUUCAGGACAGUUUUCUGACAGUUGUUGUUCUCAAGCACUGUGAGUGCAGAAUGCGCUUUAUAUGAAAGCAGCGGGGGGCAGGCUGAAUGCACCACCUGAAUGCACCACCAAGGUAGCUCCAUAUCUGUGUCCAUAAAUGCAUGGCACACCUGAUCUGGAUUCAGUCCCUGGGGGAGGCCAUAGUUCUGCCUGAUCCCCCAGCUAAUCUGCAAUGGGGAAAUGCUCUCCCCUUGAAGCAAAAGGGGAGCAAACUGCUGAUACGGGAAACUCAAUCCUAACUGGAAGACAAAGGGUUAAUACCUUCCCACUCCCACACAGAGGCCCUGAUCCUAGCGAUUGUGCUAAAUAAUUGCAUUAAACCUGCACUGAAGGACACAAAUAUGAAGCUAAUGUACCAUCAAGUCUGGCCCUUAGGUGGCUUCCUGUAAGCCUAGAGACUAGCAGAAGGAAGCACAUGAACUUCUCCAUAUGGUGCUGUAAGAACGCUAUGCUGUCACUCCCUGCCUUUGUAUAGAAGGAAGGAGGGAGACAUGCAGGUCAAAAGAUAAAAGACCAACCUGUUUUGAACAAAGUUCCUCUUCAGGGACACUCUUGAACACACAAUGGCAGUCCUACGGUUGUAUCCAACUAAGUUCUACUCAGAUUAGCCCCGCUGAAAUUAAUGAAUGUGUUAGGUCCAUUCAUUCUUGUGAGUCUACUCUGCAUAUGACUAGCACUGGAUGCAGCCCCCGGUGCUCUAGAAGCACUGUGACGAUGGACUCGGCAAUUGACUCAUUUCACAAAGUGCUUUCUUAUAUCUAUCCCAACCUCCUCAGAACCUCGGCUUGGGGUCCUUGAGAGAUGGAGAAAUAACUUGCACCUGUAACCAUCUCUGGUGGUGAAGCAGUUUAUCCAUGGGAAGAUUUCAUAUACACCCUGUCAUGUUUCAAUCCACUUACUGUGUGCGUCACCCAAAACCCACAUAUUAGCACAGCCAUGUACAGCAGGUGGGGCUGACUCAAGAUAUUACCCCCAGCAUCCAUUGUGUGCAACUGCCCCCUUUGCCUAAUGGUAGCACUGGCCCUAUCAGGGGUGGGGAGAAAGAAAUUUGCCCCACUGCCAUACUAAUGCUAUGGGCAUACAGGGCAGCACAACAACAGGUGCAUUUAAAUGUGGCACGCUGUGCAUUGGAUGCCUACACUAGUGUUUCACUAAUAGGUCCAUAUUACAUAUAAACUGGGCACCAGUUUGAAAUGUGGGAUAGAGAUCAGACGGGCUAUGCAAAUCCGAAAAAAAGAAACUCCUUAUUUAAAAUAGGAGUUUAAAUAGUAUCACAAAAAUCAGAAACUAUCCUAAUCUACAACCUAUUUCUUGUAGACUGCUGGUUGGGAGUUUUCUGUGAGCAGAGUUUGAGAAAUAAUGGUUAUGUGACUAUCUCUCAGCAAUGGUGCUAAUGUCUGCAUUUAUUUCUUAGCCGGGAACUUGAAUAUUUCAACAUUUUUCAGAGUUAUCUGUUUUCUUCGUUUAAAGACUAAAUCACUCUGUGAUUGCUUUCAAGAAACAGGGCAUUGUGUCACUUUUGAAGAAAGACUCUGACAUUCAGUUGCUGGUCCUGAUGGGGUUUCUGCCAAUGCUGGUAAUGGAUCCUGUUCAGUACAGUUUGUAUUUUUUUUUAAAGAUAUUGUACAUUUUGUUCAGAUUGUAAAAGUUGAAUGACUGUUUGUACUGUUGGGCAGGAGGGAGAAAGACUCUCACCAAGGUUUCCAAGAUUGGAUUACUGUAUCUUCUAAACAUAAAGAGCCACACACAAAACCCCCCACCUACAAAACAUGAGGUUUGAGUUACUGAGAAAAUCAAACAACCCCCGUCUAGAGUUUGUUUUCCAGAUUGCUGGUGGGAUAUGUGGGUUGCUAUAUAUGGAUAAACA
Podarcis lilfordi (Lilford's wall lizard) is the source of this 23598-nucleotide messenger RNA. Lineage: Eukaryota; Metazoa; Chordata; Lepidosauria; Squamata; Lacertidae. The record is from the annotation of a GenBank genome assembly.